AUGAAAGGAGCAAGUAAAAUUGUGUUAGCAGUGGCUGCAUCUGGUAUUGCGUCUUUGUUACUUCCUGCUGGAAGAACAGCUCAUUCGCGAUUUAAGAUAUCGCUCAAUCUAACAGAUCAGUCAACCUGUUACAUAAAGAAAAACACUCAUCUAGCUCAGCUGCUAACAGAAACAACACUCAUAAUAUGGGACGAAGCACCUAUGAAUGAUCGCAGAUGCUUUGAGUCACUUGACAGAACACUUAGAUACUUGCUGAAUAGACCUCAUCAACCUUUCGGAGGUCAAUCCAUAUUACUUGGGGGUGACUUCCGACAAACUUUACCAGUAAUACCAAAGGCUUCAAAAAAUGUAAUUUUAUCAUCGUCUCUUCCAAGAUCAUAUCUAUGGAGACAUUUUAAAGUGUACAAAUUGACAGAAAACAUGCGCUUGCAAAGUACGAAUCUAGACGCAAAUCACAGAGCCACGAUUGCAACGUUCUCAUCAUGGUUGCUUGCUGUAGGUGACAGGAAAUUGGGAACUCCAGACGUUGACGAUCCCCAAAACACUAGAAACAUCGAGAUCCCGUUAGACUAUGUCAUACCUUAUAGUGAUAAUGCACUUCAAGAGCUUAUUCAGUUUAUCUAUGAUGACGCCACUUUACAGAAUCCGACAACUGAAAUUCUUCACAACAAAGCAAUUGUUUGUCCUAAAAAUGAAACUGCACAAGAGAUUAAUAACAUGGUUCUUGCAUGCAGCCCUAGGAAUAGCAAGACAUAUCUCAGCACUGACACAAUAAUACCCAACUUAGGAAGCCAUGGUGAUAUUGAAAUGCUUUACCCGACAGAGUAUUUGAACUUGCUGAAUUUUAGUGAACUGCCGCUGUCACGGCCCUAG
Messenger RNA from Helianthus annuus (common sunflower), 873 nucleotides. RefSeq lists its product as uncharacterized. The coding region runs from base 1 to 873 and encodes 290 amino acids. Gene Ontology annotation, molecular function: DNA helicase activity. The transcript is spliced from 2 exons. Lineage: Eukaryota; Viridiplantae; Streptophyta; Magnoliopsida; Asterales; Asteraceae. The record is from RefSeq and is a predicted model, not a curated record. Gene Ontology annotation, biological process: telomere maintenance; DNA repair.